Messenger RNA from Microcebus murinus (gray mouse lemur), 3763 nucleotides. The record is from RefSeq and is a predicted model, not a curated record. Lineage: Eukaryota; Metazoa; Chordata; Mammalia; Primates; Cheirogaleidae.
CUCCCACCCAUACAGGGGCAUAGGUCCCAAAGGCUCUUAAUCCACACUGUCCCUGUCACCAGUCAGAGUCCCCCCACCGCCACUCUGCAGCAAAGUCCCAGUAGAUGCAAAGGUGUUAAGACCAGAAAUCAUGCGCACUUCUGCCUUCUGUCAGGGUCGUGGGGUGAGGACAGAUAUUCUGGGUGGGAAGGGCUGGGAAAUUCCAGCCACAUCCUCGCUCUGGCAGGAGGCCCUGGUUCAGAGCCUGCCUUGUGGGGACUUGGUCUCCAGGGAGGUGGGGAGCAGGGCGGACCUGAGAACAACGCCCACAUACCCAGCAGUGAAACAGAAUGUGCCCUGUGUGUUCUGUCCCUUCAUCCUCAGGGGAGAGGAAGAGUAGUACCCAGUCAGCCAGAGGAAGUCACUCCAGGCUGGAGGGAUGGCCUGCCCAAAGGUUGUCUUUGUCCUGUAUAGGGAGGGGUGGAAAGGACUUCCCCACAAAGGCCAGGGGGGCGGCUGGAGGGAGUGUAGGAUGGGAGGAGACUUUGUUGUAAAGUGUGAGGCUGGUGGGCCACGCCAGGCCAGUGCUGCUAGGGGCCUGAGGAGCCAGGAGGGUAGAGGACAUGAGCAGCCAUGGUUGGGCCUGCUUGCCAGAGGGUGGAGGAGACCGGAGGGAGGCUUUGUCUCCGGAUCUUUUGUUCUGGGGCCCUAAUGCAAGUGUCUCAGUUUCUCCAUUGUGAAUGGUUCACUAGCGGUGGGCCACGCUGGCCACCCCAGCCCAGAACAGAGGACCCUUAGUUGUGAUCAUCGCCCCUGCUCUCGCUUGGCUGUCUGGGUGCUGCUCUGAGGAUGGAGCUGAGGGAGGGUGCAGGAAGAAGGGGGCAUCUUGGCUGGGGGGAUGGCUGCUGCCUGCGCUCUGCCUGGGCAGCCUUUCAGGGUGCUGGGUCGCUUGUCUGGGCUGCGAGACCCACAGACAGUCCUUUCUCUCCCAGGGGCUCCGCAGCCUCCUGUGGUGAGGAGGGUGCAGGGGGUGCCCGGCUGGCUGUGGGCGGGGCUCGAUCGUCGCUCCGCCCCCAGGGCCGCUGCCCACUGCGGGGCGCAUCGAUUGGUCGUUGGCCCAUUAGCCAGAGGCGGCGAGACGAACUCAUCAAUAUUUUAAGGAAUGACCUGGCUAUGGGGUCCGGAACUGUGCGCUGCCGCAGGUGGCUGCGAUGGGACGGGAGCCAUGAAUGGUGCCGCCCCCGGCCCCGCCGCAGCUGCCCCGGUGCCGGUGCCGGUCCCGGACUGGCGGCAGUUCUGCGAGCUGCACGCGCAGGCGGCCGCCGUGGACUUCGCGCACAAGUUCUGCCGCUUCCUGCGGGACAACCCGGCCUACGACACGCCCGACGCCGGGGCCUCCUUCUCCCGCCACUUUGCCACCAACUUCCUGGACGUGUUCGGCGAGGAGGUGCGCCGCGUGCUGGUGGCCGGGCGCGCCGACGCCAUGGAGCCCGAGCCGGCGGAGACGCCGGCCCUCAAGGCGGCGGCCUACGGCCACUCGCGGAGCUCGGAGGACGUGUCGACGCACGCAGCGACCAAGGCCCGCGUCCGCAAGGGCUUCUCUCUGCGCAACAUGAGCCUGUGCGUGGUGGACGGCGUGCGCGACAUGUGGCACCGGCGCGCCUCGCCCGAGCCCGACGCUGGCGCUGCCCCGCGGGCCGCCGAGCCCCCAGCCGAGCCGCGUGACAAGUGGACGCGGCGCUUGCGACUGUCGCGGACGCUGGCGGCCAAGGUGGAGCUCGUAGACAUCCAGCGCGAGGGCGCGCUGCGUUUCAUGGUGGCCGACGACGCAGCCGCGGGCCCGGGGGGCGCCGCCCAGUGGCAGAAGUGCCGCCUGCUCCUGCGUAGGGCCGUCGCCGGGGAACGCUUCCGUCUCGAGUUCUUCGUGCCACCCAAGGCUUCCAGGCCCAAGGUCAGCAUCCCCCUCUCAGCCAUCAUCGAGGUCCGUACCACCAUGCCCCUGGAGAUGCCAGAGAAAGACAACACAUUCGUGCUCAAGGUGGAGAACGGGGCCGAGUACAUCCUGGAGACCAUUGACUCACUGCAGAAGCACUCGUGGGUAGCUGACAUCCAGGGCUGCGUGGACCCUGGUGACAGUGAGGAAGACGCCGAACUCUCCUGUGCCCGGGGAGGCUGUCUAGCCAGCCGUGUGGCCUCCUGCAGCUGUGAGCUGCUGACAGAUGCAGCAGAUGUGCCCCGGCCCCCAGAGACAACAGCAGCCAUGGGUGCCGUGGUGACAGCCCCGCACAGCCGAGCUCGAGAUACGGUCGGAGAGUCCCUGAUCCACAUCCCGCUAGAGACCUUCCUACAGACCCUGGAAUCCCCGGGUGGCAGCGGCAGUGACAGCAAUAACACAGGGGAGGAGGGAACAGAGCCAGAUCCUGAGGUCGAGGCCGAGCCGGAGCUCUCCGACUACCCCUGGUUCCACGGGACGCUGUCACGGGUCAAGGCAGCGCAGCUGGUGCUGGCGGGCGGGCCCCGGAGCCAUGGCCUCUUCGUGAUCCGCCAAAGCGAGACUCGGCCUGGGGAGUACGUGCUGACCUUCAACUUCCAGGGCAAGGCCAAGCACCUGCGCCUGUCCCUGAACGGCCACGGCCAGUGCCACGUACAGCACCUGUGGUUCCAGUCCGUGCUUGACAUGCUCCGCCACUUCCACACGCACCCCAUCCCGCUGGAGUCAGGGGGCUCUGCUGACAUCACCCUACGCAGCUAUGUGCGGGCCCAGGGCCCCCCACCUGAGCCAGGCCCUGCACCCAGCACCGCACCCGCCGCCUGCUGGAGCGAGCCAGCCAGCCAGCACUACUUCGCCAGCCUCGCCGCCCCCUGCCCGCCAGCCUCACCCUCCGACGCCGCCGCAGCCUCCUCAUCGUCCACCUCGUCGUCCUCCGCCGCGUCGGGCCCCGCACCCCCGCGCCCCGCAGACGGCCCGCUCAUGGCACGCGGCCGCAGCGACAGCGCCGAGCGCCUGCUGGAGGCCACGGCCGGUGGUGCGGAUGAGCCCCCGGAGGCGGCCGGGGGCCGCACGCGCGCCGUCGAGAACCAGUACUCCUUCUACUAGCGCCCGCCGCGCUGGGGGGGAGACGCCAAGCUCUUCAGUGAAGACAUAAUGUUAUUAAAGAGCCUGUUUUAGGGACUGCACCUGGCCCUCCUGUCGUCCUUCCUCCCACUCUGGCCUCGGGCACCCCGGGGAAGGCAGGUCCUCCCGUUCAGGGCCUGCAGGGGAGCCACGCGCUUGGCUCCCUUGAGCCCAGCGUGGCCUGGCGUCUGCCCGGCCUCUACCCAGCUCCUACUUGGGGGGAGGCUGCCUGCUGGGCGUCGGGCAACACCUGAAUGAGGACCCAGCAGCACGGGCUGUCUGCCCAGGGGUCAGACUGGGAAGAGAGCCCAAGUCACAGGACCUUUAAUGCCAGGAUGAGUAGUUGGGCCCUGGCUGGGAGAGUUAGGGUGUCCUUGGUUAAGUCAGUGAAGUCUGGCAGUGCAGACAGGGAGGCGGGCAGGAUGUCUCCACAUGAGCCCCUGGGGGGAUUGGGUAAUGGGAAAGGCUGCAGUUCCCAGCUCUGACAUAGACACCCCCCCACCCGCACUCGCUGCCUACAGACAAGAGUCCAGCUGUGGCUCCCAUGUCCCCAGGCCCUGGCAACACGUCCUGCUCACCUUCCCAGCUCUCCAGACUUCAGGCGGUGCUCCCUCUGAGAAAGAUCUUGUUCCUGCUGAGCCAAAGCCCACCUCCCCUCCCCCAGUCCAA